UAGGUGCUGCUGUCGCUGCCGUCAGCAGCCACUUAUAUUUUUAUAGAAACAAUUGGUGAAAAUUGCAUUGCGGACAGGUUAAAAUUGCAAAGCGGUAACAAUGAGCAACGAUGUGCAGGAGCAGGAGCUCGGCGCCGAGGUGGUAGCAAGAACAACUGCCUCCAUGGACGAGAGCGAGGAGAGCAUGCGUUGUAAAUUUGAGAACUUGUGCCGUGAUCUCAACAUGGAUCGCCCCACCGAGGACGAGGCCUAUCGGAUGCUCAAAAAAGUGCUGCAGCAUUAUUCGCUUGAGGGCGAGAUCUUGCAUUGGUUCUGCUGCGCUCUCUUCGCAGCCUGUCGCCAAUCAACCACGCCCACGGUCGGUGGACAAGAUGCAGUUGUCAUGGGCAACUGUGUGCCAUUAAACAAUCUGCUGCGCAGCUGUCAAAUGAGCAUCUACAACUUUAAGAUCAAGAUAAAGCUGUGGUGCGACAUGGCCAAUCUGUCGCAUGAUUUUAUAAAACAGAUCGAGGAGCUGGAGCGCAAGUUUAGCAUCACAUUCACCAUCUACAAACAGUUUCGCGUCAUCUUUGAUCAAGUCUUCCUCUGUCCACCCAAUGAAAAGAAGCACUCAAAGUCCAAUAUGAAAUGUUCAUAUAUUAAGCUAGACGAUAUCUGCUGGCGUCUGUUUCUUUGCGCCAAGAACCAAAAGCCUACAACGACUCUUGAUCUUGUCACAUCGUUCAAUCUAAUGAUGUGCUGUAUUAAUCUCAUCUACUCCAAUGUGCUGGCCGAGAAGCGCACCGAUCUCAUCAAUCCGAAAUUCAAGGGACUGCCAGCGAACUGGAAUUCGCCGGACUUUGACGAGACGCACGCGCGUAAUCAUUGCAUACUCAAGUACUUCUGCGAUAUGGUGGAGGAUGCCAAGACCAUGAAGGCCACUGUAUUUAACAAAAUCAUGCAAAGUUUCUUCCAAGCAAAGACUAUAUUUGGCAACAAGGAUACGUUGCUGGGCCUGGUCGCCAAUGAGAACUUUGAGCGCAAUCUUAAAUCGCUGAACUUUAGUUACGAGCAGUACGUGCUGUGCGUGGGCGAGUUUGAUGAGCGCAUCUUAACUGUCUACCAGCUGGACGCCAACGAGCAUAACAAUCUAACCGAGCAAGCGUUACGCCCGCCAGGCACGCCGCUGACACGCAAGCAAGAUUUGCCCGCACAAUCUGUGAUGUCCGAGCAAAAGUUUGAGCCUGUGACGAAUGCUACAAACAACGUUAAGAAGCUCAGUUCCAUGAUUAGCUGCAUUACGGAGCCCACCGAGUUUGUGAAGAAAGCGAUGGAGGAGGGAAUCGCCAAGAUGACCAACAGCGUUGAGCAAAUAGAGAGCAAGUUUACUUCGGCUUAUCCAAUGCGCAGCGAGGCAAAGAAUCGCUUCCGCCUGGCCAAGUCGCUGUUCUAUUAUCUGUUGGAUAAGAUAUUGCGCGCCGAGAUUAAGAACAAGCCGCAGAUAAUGCACAAGAUCUCAUUGGACAUCUUCAAUGACACGCUCAUGGCUUGCUGCAUUGAGCUGGUGCUCGAGGCCUACAACACGGACCUUAAGUUCCCCUGGAUUCUGAAAUGUUGCAGUAUUAGCGCCUUUGAAUUUCAUAAGAUUAUUGAGAUUGUGGUGCGUCACGGCAAGCACGAGGGCUGCCUGACGCGCAGUCUCAUCAAGCAUCUCAAUUCGAUUGAGGAAACCUGCCUGGAGCGCCUAGUCUGGGAGCACAAAACGCAAAUCUGGGAAAUGAUUACCAAUGCACCGACGCCACUGCCCACCUACAAGGAGGUAAACGAGGGCGAGGCAGCGGGUCCACUUCAGAUAUUUCUACGCAAAGUCUAUCGACUGGGCUGGCUGCGCAUCUCGAAGCUCUGUUCCGAGCUCAACAUAUGCGAGAAGGAGAAGAAGCCUGACAAAAUCUGGAGCAUAUUCGAGCAUACGAUAACAAACCAAAUCCACUUGAUGCAAGAUCGCCAUCUCGACCAAAUCAUAAUGUGUGCAAUAUAUAUUUACGUUAGGGUGACCAAAAUGGAAACCAAAUUUAGUGACAUUAUGCGCGCCUAUCGCAACCAACCGCAGGCAGUGAACAGUGUUUACCGUGAGGUGCUCUGCGUCAACGAGCAGGGCGAGCCCAAGUACAAAGAUAUUAUACACUUUUAUAAUAACAUAUAUGUGCGAGUCAUGACCGACUUUUGUAUUACAAAUCUCAACGAACAGGAUGGCAGGGUGAAUCUGCUGUUAUCGCCGCAUCCUACCGAGCGUGCUGUGGUGGCCAAGAAGCUGACGAACUCACUCUUUGUCACACAAAUGCCUAAAAAUGAGAUUCAACGCUCGCCCGACGAGCUCGUCUACGUUAUUAAUUCCAGUCCGGCCAAGAAACUGGAGGAUAUGAACAAAAAGGUGCUGGGCAAUGGUAAGCGCAUGCUGCGCUUUGGCGACGAGACCGGAAUUGUAACCACUACUGCUGAAAUCAAGCGUCGUCGCUCCUAGGUCAUAUUAAGUAAACGUUGCCGCUGAUAGUUGUAGCUGAUGCAUAAGCUGAGAGAGGGAAAUAGGGAGUUGGGGGAUAGGGGUAAAUGUUAGGCGCAGACGAGGGCGGGGGUAUGCUGAUGCUACGCUGCAGGCUUUGGUGGCAAAGAGAGGCAUGUAAGCGAGCGGCAUGGCAACUGCCACGUGGCAUAUGCAAUCUUAUUUUAAUUGACAGCGGCGAGCGCUUAUCAUUUUAUAUUUUGUUUUAAUUUCACCUUGAUUAAAUUUUAUUUUUAUCUUAACUAUCUCCUACUCGUACACACUACAUUAUAACAAUUAAUUUUAAAUUUAUUAUUUUUUUUCGUGUAAUGUUUAGCCUGCCAUUUUAAUUUAACACAGUAACUGCAUCUUCUUAUAAACACUUAAAUAAUUUUUUUAUAGACAGCCAAACAUAUGCAUACAUACAUACGAUACAAGCAUUCAUAUAAACAUGAUAUAUAGCACACUGUUUACAUAUAUACAUAAUAUAUACAAAGAUGAUGCAUACUGAUUUGACUUUAAACAAAUUGUUGGCAUAACAACUGAAGAGUAAAGAACAUUAGUGAAAAGUAAAAUUUAAGUGUAAAAAUCUAAACAUAAACACCAUUCUACAUGGCAUUUGUAUGCAUACAAACGUUGCUAUGUAACUUAUGUAUACACAUACAUACAUUCAAUAAAAUUUACAAAAAAAACAAGUUUUUUAACAGGGCGCAGUUG
Drosophila busckii is the source of this 3235-nucleotide messenger RNA. RefSeq names its product retinoblastoma family protein. Gene Ontology annotation, molecular function: RNA polymerase II transcription regulatory region sequence-specific DNA binding. Lineage: Eukaryota; Metazoa; Arthropoda; Insecta; Diptera; Drosophilidae. The coding region runs from base 101 to 2500 and encodes 799 amino acids. Gene Ontology annotation, cellular component: nucleus; chromatin; transcription regulator complex. The record is from RefSeq and is a predicted model, not a curated record. Gene Ontology annotation, biological process: cell differentiation; negative regulation of G1/S transition of mitotic cell cycle; regulation of transcription by RNA polymerase II. The transcript is spliced from 8 exons.